Molecule: messenger RNA, 1295 nt
Organism: Parathielavia appendiculata
Lineage: Eukaryota; Fungi; Ascomycota; Sordariomycetes; Sordariales; Chaetomiaceae
Exons: 4
Coding region: 213-872 (219 amino acids)
Biological process (GO): protein phosphorylation
Molecular function (GO): ATP binding; protein kinase activity
Source: RefSeq, a predicted model, not a curated record
CUACUUGCGAACCUGAACUAAGCAACAAUCCGUCUCUACUCCGCUUUCGACUUCUCUUACCUUAUGCACUUGAGCUUCGCCAUCGGUCAAAGUCUCAAUCCUUGCUCAUGGCAAGUCGAGCAAAGCCAACCUCACUUCUGCGUUUAACAAAGCCGACCUUGCUUCUAUAUUAAAUAAAGCUAGCCUGUCCCCUGCUCGAAGUGAUCAAGAUCAUGCCGCAGCCGGAGGCGGCCGGCGAUUGCGCCGUCCCAGUCAGGGGCAGAGUGCUGCUCAAGGCAUUCGACGGCGAGAUCAUAUGCAUGUGCUUCCUGAUGGAUCUCGCAACUCCGUCAAUCCCUCCGACGGGCCGGGCCGGGCUGGACCCGCCUCCGGCCCUGGGCCUGGUCCUGCCGCCAUCUCGACGCUGUGACAUGGUGCACCAGAUGAUUCGGCUCGUGCAGCGCUUGCAUGCCAACAAACGCAUCAUGCACGGCAACCUGAAGCUGGAGAACAUGGUGCUUCUCGACGACCACGACCACGACCAAGGCCAAGGCCAACAACUCUGGCUUUGCGAUUUCGCCAAGGGGCGGUUUCUGACAGAGAGGACGAGGGCCUCUGGAAACGGGGAGUUCGCUGGCAAUGACGAGGGUCUGAAGGAGAGGCAACGGAGGGGUGUGACGAUUGACGUGGACGAGGUGGAUGACCCGGAGGCUCUUAUCACCUUCCGCCCCAAGGGCUUCUGCACCAGCUCCGGGUACUGGCACACCGACUUCGGCGUCUACGGGUCGAUCGAGGCCAACGAGGGCUGCCGGGACAACAACAAGGUGCCGAGCAUGAACUGGCUGUACAUGGACUGGGGCAACAAGAGUGGCCAUCUCUGCUUCGACAACUAGCCCAGGCGCUGCAUCAGGAAGUUAUCCAAGUGGGCAGGAGGCGAGUAUGUCAUGUCUAGGUGGGACGAGGUUGCUUGCACGUGGUGAUGGAUAAGUUGGGACGGGAUCGGAGGGUUCAAAGCGGAAAAGCAUGGAUGGAUGGAUGAUGGAUGGAGUUCAGUUCCAAUUUUGCCUGGCGGCACUGGGCCUUUUUGGGACUACUGCCCAUGGCACCUUAGCUUAUCUUCAUGCCAUCCGCUCGCGACUUUCUCCAGGUACAGAGUAUGGCAGAGUGAAAAUGGGUGGGUUUUGAUUGGAGUGUGGUUUAGGCGGGCAUCUGAGGGUGAUUCUGCAUCUCCCUUCAUAAGGAGGUUGAAGGUGUCCUCCUCGGAUUCGACCAACGCUGUUUUGAAGUCAUUGAAAAUGUCACGUAAUCAAGAGAUG